AUGGACACCCGGCCAAGGGCUCGCUUCAUCCUUGGCGGCUGCUGCAGCAACGGCGCAGCAUCCAGCCUUCCCCUGAAGCAACAAGUCGUUAAGCUACCUAACAGCUUGUACGCCCGGCGAAACUGCCUGCGCGGCCGAGACCCUGCCGACUGCUUUCGGCAGCGGACUCGGAUCCAGUCCUCGCAAAACGGCGGCCCUGCCCUGCCCGAUCCGCGACAGCAACAAAAUCAUUUGGAACCAGGUGGAUCCAGACCGGAUCAGAUCCUGGGAUGCGUGAUGAGCCCUGCGGAACGCAGCGAACCGGAGGACACUGGCAGUAACAGCGGUGUUGGGCUGGGUGUUGGCGGGUCCAGCUUCCCUGUCCAUCCUCGUCACCACGACAGCCUGCCGCCCAUGUCGUACGGGUCGUACAGCUCCCAGAUACAAGCCGUUCUGGAAGCCGCGGCGGCGUCAGCGGCCCAGGCACUGGUCGCACAGCUCCGUCAUGGUACAGCAUGCAGUACAUGCAGUACGGCAGCAAGCGAAGGCCAAGGGAAGGGUCAGUCCGAAGGGCCGCCUGGUCCGGAACUUGGUUCCGGAGUCGCACUUGAGGCGGGGGAUCGAGGGCGGCAGCUCGCAGCGGCCGAACAUCAGGACGCAGAGGAGGAGGAAGAGGUGGCGGCGGCGGAGGAGGAGGAGGAGGAGAAGCGAGCCGCACACGCCGCGGAGACGGAGGCGGAGAGAGACGUGGAGAUGGAGACGGCGGCUGUGCGGAUGGAUGCCGAGGAGGAGGAGGAGGAGGAGGGAGUGGCGGCGGCGGCGGCGCGGCGACAAGGUAAGGAGGGUACGGCUCUCAGCGGCGGCGAGGGCAGCGGCUGCAGCAGUGGCGGGGAGCCGGUUCAGAUUCUGGGACAUGCAGCGGGACAGGAACUGGAAGCGCCAACUGUCGCGACCACUGAAGGUGGUGGCGGCGGCGCGGGCGCUGGCGACGGUGAAGAUGGGACGGCGGCCGCCGUUUGGCUCGGAGCCGCCAAUGUCGACAACAGAUUUCCAGCGCCUGCUGCUGCCGCCGGCCCUUUCCCCGCCGCCGCCGGCCCCUCUCCCUCUGCCGCUGCCGUCAGCAUCAGCACCGAAGAGCAGGCCAGUCCACCGUCACUCGAUCUCGUAAGGGACCCUUUGGAGGAAGCUGUACGGCACCAGCAACAAGAGCAGGACCACCAUUUUGAGCCCCAGCAAGGCCCUCAUUCGCAGUACGAGCAGCCGCAGGCGACUGAGGCGGUGGUGGCCCGGCAGCCCGACUACUCCGCCGACGGCGCCGCAUCGGCGCCGCUGGGCGAAUUGGCGACGACCGACGCCGCCACCUGCCGAGCUGGGAAACAGCGGGACGUUGCCGACAGCAGCAGCGGCGACCACAACUUAACGAAGCCCGAAGCGGCGGUAUCGGCCGCUCCGCCGACGGUGGCGGCGGCGGCAGGUCCUCUGUACGGGGCCAAGCUCCCCGGGCUAGGGCAGCCGACGGACCGGUCUGCAGAGCUUGAGCUGCAGCCGCCGCCGCCCCCGCCGCCGGAGCAGCGGCAGCAGCAGGAGGGGGGGAGGUUGAUCCCUACGGCGGGGGGUGGGGGGGAAGAGAAGCGCAAUGUGAUGGCGGCUGAUGGCCACAGCGGCAGUGGCGGCGAUGCGGCCGUACCGGUAGCGCAUCACACGGUCCCGCCGUCGCCGCCGCUGGCACCCCCGGAUGCCGCUGAGGCGGUCAGUGACGAAGGGAAGAGGGAGUGGGGGGGAGGUCGGGCAGAUGCCACGGCUCCGUCUUCCGCUGCGGCGGGGGGGCCGGCACCACCGCCGCCGUUACCGCGGCGGGCACAGAAGCCGAAUGACGAGACGGCGGCCGUGGCCGCGGCGGCGCAUCGCUCCGCUCCCGUCCCCGUACAGCUGGCGUACGGCGUGGUGAACUUCAGCGCCUGGGUUCUUUCAGCUGUGUUGCGGGCGAUGGGCUGGGUGCUGACGGCGGCAGUCCGUACGGCAUGGCGGCUGAUAACGACGGUGACGGGUAUAACACUGGCGAUCCCUCGGGGUCUAUUGACGGCGGUGGUGACGGCUGUACGGAAGCUGGGCGACGCCGCCGGAUGGGCGGUGCUGCCGUACCAUGAGGCUGCGGUUGGCGACGCCACCACGACACCAGUGCCAUCGCUCGGCGGCGGCGCACUGCCCGCUGGCGGCGCCGCUGCCAAAGGUCUGGGCUCGGCUCUAGCCAACGCCGCCGGGGCGACGCCGACGUUGCCGGCGGCGGCGGCGGCGCUUGCGGGACAGACAGGGAUGGCUGGCUUGCCGGGAGUGUACGGCGCCGGCGCCUUAGGCCCGGCUUACGGCCUUGCGACACCGGGCCUGCCGUACGGAGCUGCCGGCAUGCCGCUGCCGUUAGCUAGCGGAGCUGGUGCGGGUGGUCUGGUGGGGGCCCCCCUGACAGCAGCUUCGGCGGCGGCGGCGAUACCAGUGGCGGCGGCGGCCCAGGCGCCCGUCAUGGGUGCUGGCCAGGUGCCGUACAAUGGCGCAACGGCCGAUAGCGCCGGUUCCAGUAUGGGGUACGGCGUUCCUGCCGGCGGCGACGGCGGGUAUUAUAACAGCAGCGGCAACGGCAAUGGCCGGGCCAGCGGCGGGGGCGGCGGUGGGGCCGGCGGCGGUAGCAGUAGCGGCGGCGGCGGCGGUGUGGGCGACAGGGUGGAGGUCCCUGAUGAGAUGACGGCGGCAGCUCCGGACGGGAGUGGCGCGCCAGGUGUCAUCGCCACGGCACUGGAGGCCCUAGUGUACGGCUGGGGACAACCCCACCACCCGGGUCUUGGGGGCGCGGCACAGCUUGUACGGGAUCAGGAGAUUCUGACAGACGGGUGGGGGGAGGAGGCGGUGGAGGCGGCGGAAGCUGCGGGCGGUACGGCACUGGCGGGCGGCCUGGGUGCUGCGGCCCUUCCUGGAGCUGCUGGCGCCGGUACGAUGGUUGGUGCCGCGGUUGGUGCUCUGGUUGGCGGCUCCGUGGGGCCGCUAGCCGGUCCGCUGGGGGCGGCGCUGGGGGCCGCUCUGGGGGCGGCCGCGGGGGGCCAGGUGACGGGUGACGUGAGUGUACGACCCACGAAGUUUCCUCUCGUUGCCACCGCCGCCACCGCACCCAAGGCAUUUGGAUGGGUGGCCCCCUUCCCAAGGUGCUCACCGGCCCUGGCGGUGGUGGUGGCCAAUGACAGCCUGGCUUUACUAGGCGCAUUGGUGGGCGCCCUGGUGGGGGGCCUGUCGGGACUCGGGCUGCGGGCGCUGCUGCUGGCGGCGGCGGCAGGGGCGGGACUGGCAACUGCCAUGACGGCGACUGGGCGGACGUACACGUACGUCAGCCGCCUCUUGAGCCGAGCCCCUUCGGGCGUCGCAGAAUUUCGCUUGCUGCCGCCAUUCAACCCCUCGACUAGCCGCGAGGACAGUGUCCACUACGAUAAUGUCUUCCGACUGUUGGCCUCAGUUUUUCCCGAAAACAAAGCGCAGCUCAAGGACGCCGUGUACUGCGGCCGCAAGCCCACGGAACCCAGCUGCAAGCUGGUCGACAGCAACCGGCAGUUCGUUGAGUCCCGCAAUGACAACUGCCGCCAGCGCCAGCGAAAGGCCACUGCCGACAAAGCUGGAAAGCUCGCCAACCCUCGGAAGGAGGAAGGUGGCCGCAGGUUCAAGGAGCAAUGGGCCGUGAAGCACCCCUACGACUCCUGCCUGGUAGCAGGACUGUGGCUAGGCGGCCGGCUGGUGUGUGCCGCCUCCGCACGGCUCCACCUACCCCCCACUGAAUGUCGUGCGGGUGCGGGUGCGGGCAGCAGCAGGCGGCAUGUGCAGAUUCUGUUCCAGGGAACGGCUCCGAAGCACAGGCGCGGAGGUCUGGGCCGCCUGUUCACCCGCUGCAUCUUGCGGGCUGCAGCGGCCGCAGAACAUGAGAUCGCCACUGUGGUCGUGGGCGACCGGGACGUGGAGGGCUACUGGGCCAAGCUGGGUUUCAGCCGGCCUGGGUCUGACCCGUGGGUCGCUCCGCCACUCAGCGCCAGCCUAGCGGCCAUCUCCAUGCGGGCGGCUGAAGCCGGCGAGCCUUACGCCAUGCGCUGUCCCGUGUGGUACACAUGGCUGGCAGCUCCGGACCCAGGACAGCUGCAACUGCUGCAGCGGCAGCAAAAGCAGCAGCGGCAGGGGCACCAAGGCCGGCAGCUGCAAUACCAGUGGCCCCUGCUAGCCUACCAGCUAAUAGGCUGUAAAGGGCUGUGUGGCGGUUCCGGUGGGGUGCGGGAGGCCGCCCGCCAGGUGGUGGAUCGAUACACGGUCGCCGCCGCCGCUGCGGCUGCUGCGGCUGCUGCUGCUGCCACCGCGUCAGCAGGGGUAACUGCCCCCUCAGCAGCCGCACCUCGCUCGGAGUGGCGCCCCGCCGCCGUCCCCCCGAGGGGGGUCCCCGCGGACGACGUCCCGACGGUGAUGGUGACGUCGGCUGAACGGAGCCCCGGGGCCUCUGCAGACAUGGCCAUCGUUAUCUCUAAUCCUAAUCAUGAUGAUGAUGAUGAUGAUGAUGACAGCAACGGAAAAAGUGAUGUGGACAGCAACGGCGGCACGGGCAGUGGCAAAGGGAAAAGCGCCGCAGACCCAGAUACCACACAGACGCGAAUCGAUAUAGCGGAAAGGGAUAUGGACAGUGCUAGCGACAGGGCCGGCAUCCGUGCAGCCAGGCUCAGCCCUUCACCGCCGCAGACCAUUCGCUGUUCCUCUACCCUGUCGCUUUGGGAGCCCCACAGUCGCCCCCAGCCGCCGUCGCAACCUGGCAAACACGAGUUGCGGCAGCAGCAGCAGCAGCAGCGAAUGCAGCAGCGGUGGCAGCGGCGGCUGUCGGGGCGACAUCGACAUGGAUCACUUCUACCGCUGCCGUCACUUAAUCCUGAUCCUAAUCCAGUUCCUCAUCCUCAUGCACAACCGCAAACGUGGGCGCAGCUGAGGGCGCUCACGACCCCUGACAAGCCGCCGCGGCUCCCAGUCAGAGCUGACGAGCUGGCUGACGGAGCUGACGAGCUGGCUGACGGAGUUGACGAGCCGGCUGACGGAGUUGACGAGCCGGCUGACGGAAUUGACGAGCUGGCUGACGGAAUUGACGAGCCGGCUGACGGAAUUGACGAGCUGGCUGACGGAGUUGACGAGCCGGCUGACGGAGUUGACGAGCUGGCUGCUGCGGCUCCAGCGGCAACGGUAGCAGUAGCAGGUGAUGUGGGUGUUGAUGAGCUGCAACGCGUGGGCUUCCCGGUCGUAUGGGGUCGGGUGUACGAGGGCACCCUGCGGGAUAUUGACCACCGAAUUCGGCAACGUAUUCGAACCUUCCGCUAG
Messenger RNA from Volvox carteri f. nagariensis, 5355 nucleotides. RefSeq lists its product as uncharacterized. Gene Ontology annotation, cellular component: SAGA complex. Lineage: Eukaryota; Viridiplantae; Chlorophyta; Chlorophyceae; Chlamydomonadales; Volvocaceae. Gene Ontology annotation, molecular function: transcription coregulator activity. Gene Ontology annotation, biological process: regulation of transcription by RNA polymerase II. The transcript is spliced from 19 exons. The record is from RefSeq and is a predicted model, not a curated record. The coding region runs from base 1 to 5355 and encodes 1784 amino acids.